Molecule: messenger RNA, 414 nt
Organism: Paramecium pentaurelia
Lineage: Eukaryota; Ciliophora; Oligohymenophorea; Peniculida; Parameciidae
Source: the annotation of a GenBank genome assembly
AUGGGUAUUUGUCAUUGUAGCAAAAGUAGUGAAACAGAACAAAAAUAAGUAAAAGUGAAAGUUGGAGGAGGUGAAGAUGGAACUUGUACAUGGAAAAUUUUAAAAGGGGUUUAGUAGUAUAAUUUGGUAACCAAUUCAGGAUGGGAAAUGAAGUUUGAACUUUCAUCUAAUGGAACAAUAAGUGGUGGAAAUAAGAAUGAUAAUGAAGAAGAUGCUUUAAAAAAGAUAUAUGCUGGAACUUUAAAAAAUGGAAUAUUAGAUUGUAUAGCUACAUUUGAGGAUGGGGCUCAAAUAAAGUAUGAUGGUUAAAUGGAAGGAUCAAUAAUGAAGGUCACUUGUCGAGUCAUCAAAGGUAGUGAUAAGUUUAAUGAGGGAGAUAUAGCUGAUUGUAUUGGACCUGUAAAAUAUGAAUGA